CACGAUACUUUAUUGGCACCCCUCCCCCUCCAGAAACACAUAUAGUUUGUCUUGGAGACCAUUUGGGCCCGGUGCAUGAUACACCCCCUCACUACACCCCUGCUAGUAUAUCUCAAAGGAUGCGACAGGGCUGUUGUAGAUUUUAAAUGUUUUUCACCAUAGUUGUAAAAAUCUAAAUAUGUUAAACUUAAUAGUCAUUUGUUUUCUGACUAAUUCGUUUUAGGACCAAGUGUCCUCAGAAAUUUCCAAAAAAGUCCUUUUAUAGAAAUUGUUCAAUAAUGAUACUUGUGGUUUGUAACAACAGAUUUACGGUUAUAUUGGUAAUACAGUAAACUGUAAUAAUGUACAGUAUCUAUGAGAAUAAACAAAUGUUUAAACAAUAAUAAUGUAUUGUUCUGGGAAGUCUCACAGAUGAGAAAUGUUAGCUACUGUUUCUAAAAUUUUGCUACAACUUUUUUAGUAAAAUUAGCUAAAAUGCUACAGAAAAUUUUUUCCCGGCUUAAACCCCAGAUUUAUGAAUGUGGAGUUUAAAAAGAUGAAGAAUGUAGUAGAACAGAAUAAGAAAGAGGGUAUGACAGAGGGACCUUUUACAUUAUGUGGACUUGUGGGGCCCAAGGUUUUGCAAAACUUUAGAGACAACAAUAAUAAAAAGACUGUAUUUAAUAGUAACUCCCACUCUACAGUUGCCUUAGAAGUGAGAAAGAAAAGCAAAACCUGAUAAACAAAUCAGGAGAAGGGGAAAGGAAAUUGGGAAGACAAAUAUUAUACAAUGGAGUGACAGGAGAACUCUAGACAUAAAGAUGAAGGAACAUUUGGAUUAUUGAAUGAAAGGUAGGCUGAUGAUUGUUUUACUCGAGAUGACAUUCAUUAUGAGUAAAGAGGUUAAGUGGAAAAGUACAAGUUUGUUGGAAGAAAUAAGGGAAGAAGAAACUAUAUGAACAGCUGAAGAGGUUUGGGUUUAGAAUUUGGGAAAAUCAGAGAUAAUUGACAUUGGGGAGGCACUACCAGUGGCAUGGAAAUGGAUAAUGAAAUAGAAUGCAGGAGAAGGAAAGAAAGUUUGAUCAUAAAAUAAGAAACUUUUCAUAAGAUAUUAUGUCAGAAGAAACAAGACCACCACCAGCAACUUCUACUCCAGUUAUAGAAUAUGACAUACAUUCACCACCAUCACAAAGUGUUAACAGAUUGUCACAACAAGAAUGCGAUAUUAGUUCUAAUAACAAUGGUGAGGUUGUUGGAGGAGAUUAUUGUUUUCCUACUGGUAGCACUCAGAAUGAAGUUCAGAAUUGUUCCACCAAUCAUCUGAAUCAUACAAUGUUUUCUGAUAAAGAAGUAGAAAAAAUAGAGAUACCCAUACCACCAGAAUCUAUUAGUAGUCUGUUAGAAGGACAUCAUGAUCAAUCGUCUCCUACUGGGGCAACAUUUCAAUGUAGAUAUCGUCAAUGUGAUUUCAGAACAACAAAUAGUUCAAAAUUUAUCGAACAUGAAAAUACCCAUGCUCAAGAAAGGUCCUUUCAAUGUGAUGUUUGUCAUAUGAAGUUUACUUUAUUUGCUAACAUGAGGCGUCACAAAAUGAGUCAUUUGGGAGUUAGACCAUUUGAAUGUUGCCUUUGCCCUAAAAGAUUUUUUCGGAAGGAUCAUCUAAUGGAACAUGUGGUAAGGCAGCAUUCUAAGCAACGACCUUACUGUUGUCCAUUUUGUGUUAAGAGCUUUAAUUAUAGGCCACAUUUAAAAGCACAUUUAUCAAGUGAUCAUUCUGGUGUUCCACUUGAUAAAACAUGUAAAAUAUGUGGUUUUCAAGCUUCAUCUAUAACUGGAGCAAAAGUACAUUAUACAACAUGUCAUCUUAAGAGAGCUCAUGGAAAACAGUCUACUACAUCUCAUUCAACUUCUAAUGGAGUGACCACUUCUCAAUCAUGUGGCAGAGAAGAAGUAACUACAGCUGUUGAUUUAGGAACUGUAUCACAAAAUUUUUCUUUUGUUCCUCCUUCAUAUCCAUCUCUGUCUUUGCCACUUAAUAAUGAUGUGAUUAUUGAAGGUCCUACUUCAGCUUUUAGUAAAGCAUGUAUUUCUCAAGCAGUUUCAACAACAUCAACUUUCUCUGGCAUGUCAAAUGGUGGAAAUUCAAUUCGUAAAUGUUCAUCACCAAUUACAGUUUCUCCAGUAGGAUCAGUUUCUUCUCCAACAACAACAGUUAGCCCCUCAUCAAGUCGAUUAAACCACAGUACUCCUAGAAAUUUGGAUGUAAAUGUGAAACCAGAACCCAUUGAAGUUGUUACUGAUGGAAGUCCUGAUGGAAAUAGUUCACAAGCUAGAGGUCAAUUAGAUUUAGCAGCAAAUCCUGUAGAAACAUCUUUGACUUCUGGAGAUAUCCCAAGACAAGAUACACAAAUGAUUGAUAAUGGAAAUUCUAUUCAUUCUUCCUCCUUAUUUCAUCCAGCAAGAAAUUCUUCCUAUCAAGAAUCAGCAAACUGGAUUCAACAAGAUUGUCCACCUGUAUCAACCGAAUCACAAUUUACAUUAUCACAAGAUAUUACAUUAAAUAGUCUUCCUGCUUCUAGUGCAGGUCAUUCAAAUUUAGCUAUCUGGAGUCCUUUACCAGUAAGCAGGGAAACAAAAUUAUCAAAAUCAUUAAAUGGUAGGACAGGUUUAAAACAUUCUGCAUUAAUAUCUCAUCCAAGUACAGUAAGAAAUCAUAGAAAGGUAAGUAGCUACCAUUGUGGAGAUGUAAAAAUCAUGAAAGAUAGAAGACUUUUAGAUGGUAUUAGAUAUUCAGAAAAUCAAGAUUCAGAAAAUACCAGAAGACGAGAAUCACAAUUAUUAGAAGAUAAUGAAAGAAUAUCUCCUACUUCUGCAGGCUAUCGUCAUUCCUUAGAAUUAACACAUCAUUCAAAACUUCAUACAGAAAGUUCAAUGACUGAAAGUGAGCAGGGUAUAGAUAUGUCUGAUAGAACAGAUUUAGUAUGUCCUUUUUGUGGAAUUAUUUUUCCUGAUAGGACACUUUAUUUUCUGCACCGAAGUCUUCAUACUGAUUCCAGUCCUUGGAAAUGCAAUCUUUGUGGUCAGCAGUGUCGUGAUAGGUACGAUUUCAAUGCUCACAUUAUUAGUCAGGCCCAUCAUUAGCACAAAGUGAAGGUUUACAAUGAAUCCUUUAAUGCACAAUAUAAAACUUGGCAUAGUUGUGUGAAGUUUUAGACUUAAAAGUAUCCAUUUAUUUUAGAAUAGAUUUAUCAUUACUAAAUAGUUAAAAUUUACAAUUUCAUUAAAACAUAAACAAUUUUAAAAGAUCUACAACUGGGUUUUAUUUGUAAAUUUUUCUGUAAAUUAUUGAAAGUUUGCAUUAUAUAAAAAUUUCCUCUAGUAAUCUACACAGUUUUUAAAUAGCACAUUUUGAUAUAAAAAUUUAUUUGCUUUUGUCUAAUAUAGAAUCAAUUACAUAUUCAUUAUGUCUAAGAAGCAGUGAAAUGCUUCUUGAAGAAUUUCUUAUAUUCACUUUUAACUAAAAUAACUUUUUAUAAAAAAAGAAAAAAUAGUGUAUGAAAUACAUGUAUUUACUAAUUGUCUUUUAAAUUAUUCUAAGUUUCAUAUUUUUCAUUCUAUUUCUAUAAAAAAACUACUAUUGGAUUGAGGAAAUAUUGAUUUUGGGCUUUAAAUUAAAAAAAUAUAUGUAUAUACACGUACGUACAUACGUAUGUACAUAUAUACAUACAUACCUAUGUACA
Centruroides sculpturatus (bark scorpion) is the source of this 3719-nucleotide messenger RNA. RefSeq names its product zinc finger protein Helios-like. The coding region runs from base 1093 to 3120 and encodes 675 amino acids. The transcript has 3 exons. Gene Ontology annotation, biological process: regulation of transcription by RNA polymerase II. The record is from RefSeq and is a predicted model, not a curated record. Lineage: Eukaryota; Metazoa; Arthropoda; Arachnida; Scorpiones; Buthidae. Gene Ontology annotation, molecular function: DNA-binding transcription factor activity; RNA polymerase II cis-regulatory region sequence-specific DNA binding.